AUGGCAAACUUCUGGUGGGGUACUACUCAGACAAAAAGAAGUAGCAUUCAUUGGUGUAGCUGGGAAAAACUUGGAGAAUCAAAAGGGGGAGGAGUUUUGGGCUUUAGAGACCUAGAGUGCUUCAACAUGGCUUUGUUGGCCAAACAAGACUGGAGGUUCUUACAAAAUCCAAGGAGUUUGGUAGCAAAGGUGUUUAAGGAGAAGUACUUCAGCUCAUUUUACUUGCUUAAUGCAAAAUUGGGACACAGGCCUUCAUUUAUAUGGAGGAGUGUGUGGCGAGAAAUGAAUCUAUUGAAAGAAGGUCUAAGAUUGAGGGUUGGGAAUGGGAAUAGCAUAAGGAUUUGGGGGCAGAAAUGGCUACCAACACCUUCAUCCUUUUGUAAUCAAUCUCCUUGCUCCAUACUGGAUAAAGAAGCAAAAUUCAGUGAGUUGAUUUCUAAUAGGGAAUGGGAUGAGUAG
Messenger RNA from Carya illinoinensis, 459 nucleotides. RefSeq lists its product as uncharacterized. The coding region runs from base 1 to 459 and encodes 152 amino acids. NCBI's taxonomy places the organism in Eukaryota, Viridiplantae, Streptophyta, Magnoliopsida, Fagales, Juglandaceae. The record is from RefSeq and is a predicted model, not a curated record. The transcript has a single exon.